UGAAUUUGAAUAUCUAAAACAUUGGUUUCACUUUCAUAUUGCGAAAAAAAACUACGUAGUAUAAGUAAGAGCGAGUGUUAAUAAUCUCAUCAAUUCAUUACAUAUAUAGAUUCAAAUCAACCAUGUUGGGCCCACUCAAACUUGCUAUCUUAGCGUUUCUUAUGCUCACUGCUUCAGUAGAUGCAAAGUUACUACCAAGAAGCACGACAAAGAUAACGAAAGAAGAACUGUCAGCAGAAAUAGAAGCAAUGAUGGAAUUCAAGGAAGUUGAAAAUAAUUCAGUUAAUUCAAUAUUUGGAAAUGAGAAAAACAAUGUUAAAUUGUACAGGAAACUGAUGCAGUCACAAGACUCAGAGUGUAGUCCAUCAGGCCGGGUGUGUUCAGGGGGUGGACCUCCUCAACAGUGUUGCUCCGGUGCUUGUGUCCCUCAUCCUAGGCUUAAAGUUUUCGUAUGCGCAUAACUGUAUAAGAAUUACUCCCUCCGUCCCAAAUUAACCGUCAUUGCCAGUUUAAAUGUGUAAAUUGAACUAGUAACGUGAUAACUAAAUAUGGUCGGAGUUUGUAAUAAAUUAGGGUGUAGGGAGAAAUGUGGCACAUUAAUUGUAAGAGUUUGCUACUUGUGUAGUGGUGUAAUGUCGUAUAUCAGAGUACUAUAACCAAAACAAGUUGGUGGAAUUGUUGGAGAACUCACCUUAUGGCUUGGAAGUCACAGGGUUGACUCCAUCAGUUGUGAAAUGCUUAGGAGUUAUCAAAUGUAGACUUGCGUAGCUGGACUGGUUAACUUUUGAUAAGAGUUAGUUCUAUAUGAUCCCUUUCUUUCAUAUAUAUAUAUAUAUAUAUAUAGGGGAGGGAUCCGGUGAGAACACCUCCUUAUGUAAGAACACUUCUUAUGGUGAGAACACUUUUACACUCUCUAUGUUCUAUAUUUGUUCAACAAUGUUCUAAAUUUUCAAA
Molecule: messenger RNA, 954 nt
Organism: Spinacia oleracea (spinach)
Lineage: Eukaryota; Viridiplantae; Streptophyta; Magnoliopsida; Caryophyllales; Amaranthaceae
Exons: 2
Coding region: 123-461 (112 amino acids)
Source: RefSeq, a predicted model, not a curated record